UGUAUGUGUGCUGGGAUCAGGCAGUUGAUGCGGGCAGCCCCAGCUUAUCAUUUCUCCCCUCACUUUAUUAGCGAACCGGCUAUUCAGCAACAGGAGAUCGGCUGCUCACAAAUGGGGCUUUUAAAACACAGAUAAAGCCUAUUAAUAUACCCCCUUCACCCGGUUUAUUUUGAGUGGCCUGAGAGUUUGUGGCCAUGGGUGACACCGAGCUGGAGCUGUCCCCCGCCCGCCUAGAAGAGCUGCAGAAGAGCCCAUCAGCCUCUUCCACCUCCACCACCUCCUCUCUGUCCCUACCCUCUUCUCCAUCCUCUGGCCCUCAUCCCCUAACCAGCUCCAGCCCGAGCACCAGCGAAGGCCUGUCCACUUCCAGCCCCCCUCUGGACGUCAUAUCCGAGGGAGUGGGUGAACUCAGCCUGGUGAUCGAUACCGAGGUGGCUAAGAAAGCCUGCCAUGAGGUUCUCCAAAAGGUGAAGCUCUUGAAGGGCGACGGAGAUGUACCUCCAGGCAAAGCAGAGCCCGGUCUGGCAAACGGUACCAUGCACCAUGAGCCCACAGAUGUAGACGGAGGAAAGCCUCAAAAGAUCCGAGAGGAGGAGGCGGAGCCCGUAAAGAGCGUACGGCGGCGUCAGAAGAACAACUCAUCCAAGCAGUCCUGGCUCCUGCGGCUAUUCGAGUCUAAGUUGUUCGAUGUCUCCAUGGCCAUCUCUUAUCUUUACAACUCUAAGGAGCCCGGCGUCCAAGCUUAUAUCGGCAAUCGACUAUUUAGUUUCCGAAACGAGGACGUGGAUUUUUACUUGCCCCAGUUGCUCAAUAUGUACAUCCACAUGGACGAGGACGUGGGCGACGCCAUCAAACCCUACGUGGUUCACCGCUGUCGGCAAAGCAUCAACUUCUCCCUGCAGUGCGCCUGGCUGCUGGGGGCCUACUCUUCUGACAUGCACAUCUCCACGCAGCGUUACUCCCGCGGCACGAAGCUGCGUAAACUCAUCCUGUCAGACGAGCUCAAGCCCUCCAGCCAGCGUGGCCGCAGGGAGAUGCCGCAGCCUCCCCCGUCCUGCCCCCCUCCCCUUCAUCAUGGUCAGGGCAUGAGCGAACACAGCCUCUCGCCCUCCAAACGCACGCACCAGCGCUCGAAAUCUGACGCCACCGUCAGCAUCAGCCUCAGCAGCAAUCUGAAGAGAACCGCCAGCAACCCCAAAGUAGAGAGCAGUCAAGAUGAGGAUUUGAGCUCCAGCUCCGACAGUCUCGAGCUAGAGGCUGGUACACCUGUGCGUCUGACUCCCCAGAGAGAGUUCAUUAAGUCUCUGAUGGGCAUUGGCAAAAGACUGGCCACUCUGCCCACUAAAGAACAGAAGACUCAGAGGCUGAUCUCAGAACUGUCCCUGCUCAACCACAAGCUGCCCGCGCGGGUCUGGCUGCCCACGGCUGCUUUCGACCACCACGUGGUGCGCGUGCCUCACACGCAGGCCGUCGUGCUCAACUCGAAGGAUAAGGCACCUUAUUUAAUCUAUGUAGAAGUUCUGGAAUGUGAAAACUUUGAGACGUCAAGCGUGCCGGUCAGGAUUCCAGAAACGCGGAUCCGCAGCACACGCUCCGUAGAGAAUCUCCCGGAUUGCGGCAUCACGCCCGACCAGCGUGCCAGCAGCUUUUCCACGGUUCCCAAUUAUGACAACGACGACGAGGCGUGGUCUGUAGAUGACAUCGGAGAGCUGCAGGUGGAGCUUCCUGAGAUCCACACCAACAGUUGUGACAACAUCUCCCAGUUCUCAGUAGAUAGCAUCACGAGCCAGGAGAGCAAGGAACCUAUUUUUAUUGCAGCUGGAGACAUCAGACGACGUCUGUCGGAGCAGCUCGCCCACACACCCACCACAUUCAAGAGGGAUCCGGAAGAUCCCUCAGCUGUAGCUCUAAAGGAACCGUGGCAGGAGAAAGUGACACGAAUCAGAGAGGGCUCCCCCUAUGGGCACCUGCCCAGCUGGCGUCUUCUUUCUGUUAUCGUGAAAUGUGGCGACGACCUGAGACAGGAGCUGCUUGCCUACCAAGUGCUAAAACAACUGCAGAUUAUCUGGGAGCAAGAGAGGGUUCCUCUGUGGAUCAAGCCCUAUAAGAUCCUGGUCAUCUCUUCAGACAGCGGCAUGAUCGAGCCGGUGGUCAACGCUGUGUCCAUUCACCAGGUGAAGAAACAGAGCCAGCUGUUGUUGCUCGACUACUUCCUGCAAGAGCACGGCAACUACACUACAGAGGCCUUUCUUACAGCACAGCGCAACUUUGUCCAGAGCUGUGCAGGCUACUGCCUCAUCUGCUACCUUCUGCAGGUGAAGGACAGGCACAAUGGAAAUAUCCUGCUGGACUCGGAGGGCCACAUCAUUCACAUCGACUUUGGUUUCAUCCUCUCCAGCUCGCCACGAAACUUGGGCUUUGAGACGUCUGCCUUCAAACUCACCAGUGAAUUUGUCGAUGUGAUGGGAGGUCUGGAUGGAGACAUGUUCAACUAUUACAAGAUGCUAAUGCUCCAAGGACUCAUCGCUGCACGCAAGCACAUGGAGAAGGUCAUCCAGAUCGUAGAAAUCAUGCAGCAAGGUUCUCAGCUCCCCUGCUUUCACGGCUCCAGCACCAUACGUUACCUGAAGGAGAGAUUCCACAUGAACCUGACGGAGGAGCAGCUGCAGGUGUUGGUGGAGCAGAUGGUGGACGGCUCCAUGCGCUCCAUCACGACCAAGCUGUACGACGGAUUCCAAUAUCUCACAAAUGGCAUCAUGUGAGCGGAGGGUGCACAUGGACUAGAACGCUAGAACUGGAAAUAGGCUGCACCGUUUUGAAAAACCACUCCCGUUUCCCAUAACCACCCCUGCUUGUCUGCCUUUUCGUUAUGGAUUUCUUUUUACUCUGAAGAGGUCUUGUGAAGCAACUGUCUUCUUUUCUCAGCUGGAUUUCUGGUUUAAACUCUUGUCUUCUUGCAUUUCCCUGGAUGUCCCUUCAGAGUUAUUUUACCCAGUUUUUCAGUGCCUCAUUUAAACACUAGACUAGGCUGCUCUGUCACGACCUGGUUUUACUCGCACAUGUGUACAGACUUUACCAUCCCAUAUUAACAUCUGCAGUUUCUUUUUUGCUAUACCACUAAUGCUUCAUAUCCUUGAUUGAUGGAAAUGACUGAAUAACAUUCAGAUUUUAACACGCACAUCUGCAAUGUGUAGUCCUUGCUGGGGUGGAAAUGAGGAGAUGCUGUAUGUAAGCCUGUAAAUUGCCUGUAAAAUGAGAGAACGGGGUGGUAAACAUUGCUGCUUUGUCCAGCUAUGUGAAGUCAGUGUUACAUUAAAUGUUUUCUAAGAGAACUUCAGCUCUCUGUCUUAGUCAGCGCUGCACAAUGAAGAAAACCAUCAAGCCAUCAAACUUUCACUUCAAAAGCCCUUGUGCAGCAAUGGGGUGAAUAAAGCUUUUGGAUGUUGUACACUUUAAAACACCAAAGACACUGACCAGUGAUAUACUCUCAUCCGAUUGGUUACUGGUCUAACUGAAAAAAAUGAAAUAAAAUAAUGACUGGUCUGUUUUUUUACUAUGGUAAAAAAAGGUAUAGGAAGUGUUUCCAAAGGUGGUUGCUGUUUCAAAUGUUGCAGACUAAAAUAUGACCUCGGCGACUUGGAGACAAAAACACUAUUUAUUGCCCAUUUACAAAUAUUUCAUGCUUACAUGACAUUUGUGAAAUACACGUUCUCAACUCAUCGUCUGUGGAUUUCAUUUUGUUGUUAUGUUUGGCACAAGUUAUAAUCCAAGUGCUCAUUUGUACAGCUAACCUGAAUUUAUAAUGGCCAUUUUCUCUCAUCUGAUCUCUGGCUACCUGAGGUGGGUCAACCAUCUUUAGAUGUAAAUUGACUGUGAGCUACUGGAGUUUUUAAUUAUUUUUAAUAAGUCAGAGAGGAGUUUAGAAGCUGUUGCACAGGGCACAGAAGUGUAAGGGCUAUGAAAAAGGGGGGGAUAAUCGACCCAUUAAGUCUUUGUUUUAAUUCCUUUACAUGUACAGGUCUAAACUUCCCUGCCUAGUUUUUUAUUCUUUUAUUUUCGUUGAAAUUGGGGAGGGUUCACCCUUUCUUAUGCUUUGUGACACCUGUACCAUUUCUCUGUUUCUUAACUAUUUUAAUUCAUUCUCCCAGUGAAAGACACAAAUUCCUUUUAGAUGUGUACGUUUUCAACAGCUUUUUCUUUCCUAUUUUAUAUUUCUGUUGUUUCGACGUUAAAUUCUUUCUUUCCUUUGAACCUUGUCAAAUGGACCAGCUCUUAAGAUCAUGUGAAUAACCUUUGUGAAUGUACCUUUGUAUAAUAAAUUAAAUGUACCUAUUCCACGUGUUUUGAACGUUCAGUUUUUGGACCAUAUUCUCCUGGGACCCAGCAAUUGAUUUUUGUGGUGCACAUAUUUUUCGUGCAUAUCGGGGAACCCAAAAAUUCAACUGUUGUAAAGUUUUAUGGAUCAUAAAGAUCAGGUAAAGAAUUGUGGUAACGCUCGUUUCUAGGGUGUGCUUUUUACGGCAAAUGUUCGCCACAAUUUUACGAAAAAAUUGACCGUGUCCCAGACUUAAAAUAAGGUGCAAAAACAUAUUAAAUGUUCGGACACCGUGACAGUCGUUUAGGUAAAACAUUGAUGCACAUCAAUUUACAUUUCCUUUUGUGAAUUGAAAACACAAGCUUAAAUCCACUUCACAAUAGACUAAGUAUUUUACACUGUUUGCUAUUUUUUAAGAAUCAUUCUUCUAUUAAACCAUACUGUUAUCAUUCCUCCAAAACCAGAAACACUGUUAUUUAUGGAGACUCUUUCAUCUUUUACAGACAGCUGGUAUCUAGUGUUUUGGUCUGAUUGUGACCGUGCUAAAUGCUUGACAUCAGAUGUUCUAGAACCCGAGUGAAGACCUCAGACAGCUCAUUGCUGUUAACAAUGACCUUUGUCUGGUUGUCCUGGAUUUGCCGUCAGUCUUGGCAAGAGAAGAAAACAUUGAGGUUCAAAUGAACGACAUCAUGAAAGGUCUUGAUGUAAGGAUAGAAAAUGAUCAGUACAUAUCACACUACAGACUACUGACUAAAGGUGCAGAUCCACUCUACAAGCAACAGAUGCAGUCUCAGUGUGUUGGACCUUCAGUGCAGCAAAACUGAACAAAAGAAAAGUCAUGACACACUUGUUACCGAGACAGUGACUAUUAUGCGGAUUGCAGAACAUUAUGCAAACAGGAACCAAAGUAACAGUCCUAUCUGUAAAUGAUUUGAUGUCUGUAAUGAGGCCUGUAAUUUACUUGAUGUUAAAAGACUUUCUUCUGUCCUCACUUAAUGUAAAAAGACAACUUUAAUAAUAUUUGAUUGUUGAUGUCUCAACAGCAUUUUAGCUGACUAAUACUUAUUUAGAGUUAUGUCUUGUGUUUUGACUAGGAGGAGCAAAAAGAACACGAUGGUUAUGUUAGACGAGUUUUUCCUCAUGGAAAAGACUAUAGUUUUUAACUAAUAAUAAUUUUUAGGGAAAUUUCAGAAAUGUAAUUUUUAAUGAGCUCUCACAUUUUUACUAUUUAUUGUUAC
Messenger RNA from Triplophysa rosa, 5553 nucleotides. RefSeq names its product phosphatidylinositol 4-kinase, catalytic, beta (gene pi4kb). Gene Ontology annotation, cellular component: membrane; cytoplasm. The coding region runs from base 195 to 2762 and encodes 855 amino acids. The record is from RefSeq and is a predicted model, not a curated record. Lineage: Eukaryota; Metazoa; Chordata; Actinopteri; Cypriniformes; Nemacheilidae. Gene Ontology annotation, biological process: phosphatidylinositol-mediated signaling; phosphatidylinositol phosphate biosynthetic process. Gene Ontology annotation, molecular function: 1-phosphatidylinositol 4-kinase activity. The transcript is spliced from 13 exons.